GGGAGUCUGAAAACAGGGAACGAAAAUGCAUGAUAUGUCUACAGCCAGAACUUAAUGUGGAACACGAGACGUGGGGGUAACUGCUGGCAACUGCAGACAAAGGUGCUAUUGCCGAACUCCUCCUGCCAACCCGAAGCAACAGAUCCACCUUCAAGUCCCUGGGAAAUGAAGGCAACCCUGUAGCGCGGAAACGGUGGUGUCUCUUUAGUGUGAAGUUCAACCUGUAAACUUCUAUACAUAUUGAUGUGUGCUAUAACGGCAUUUUAAACUGCAAUCUAGAUGCUUCCGAGGAUCUAUUAUAUCGGCUGCUUGCCCAUCUGGAAUUCUUCUAAGCUGAGCCCGUGCCUGUCAAAUUGCAAAGAGUGGUAUUGUGUUUUGGGACGCAGAGGAAUCCAGCAGUCUAAAAAGUGGAAUCAACAAACAGAAACCAUGGUGGAUGCAUACACCGGGCAACAUCCAAGAGCAUCAUUUGCCAGAGCAGAAGCUGGGAUCUUUUGUCAAGAACCACCCCAGCUUGGAAACCCAUAUCUGGAAGACCCUCUUCUUCAGGCUUACCUGAAAUCACUUCUACCACCCAAGGUGUUUACUGAGAUAAAUGCUGACCUCCAGAGGUUUGGGGCUCGUGUGAAGAAUGAAAUUGACCAUCUGGGACAUGAGUGUGAGUUAAACCCUCCCAGGUUGCAGCAGUUUGAUGCCUGGGGCAGGCGUGUGGACCAAAUUAUCACCUGCGCAGCCUGGAAAAAGAUGAAGGAAAUCUCAGCCGAGGAGGGGUUGAUUGCUGAGGCUUAUGAGAGGCGAUACUCCAGCUGGAGCCGGGUUUAUCAGGUGGCCAAAUUGUACCUGUAUACACCUUCUGCUGGCCUCUUCACAUGUCCUCUGGGCAUGACUGAUGGAGCAGCAAAAGUAAUUGAGUCUUUGGGCAUUCCCACACCUGUGCAAGAAGCCUAUGCCAACUUGACAUCACGCGACCCCAGGAAGUUCUGGACCUCUGGCCAGUGGAUGACUGAACGCAAAGGGGGCUCUGAUGUUGCUAAUGGCACUGAGACAGUUGCCCGGGAACUGCCUGAUGGCAGCUACACCCUCCAUGGUUUGAAAUGGUUCACAUCAGCUGCUGACUCGGACAUAAGUCUGACCCUGGCAAGGGUCAUAACUGCUGAGGGGCAGGUAGAACAGGGCUCUAAAGGCCUAUCUCUGUUCUACCUGGAAACACGGGAUCACGAGGGGAAGCUUAAUGGAAUCCAGAUACAACGGCUGAAGGAUAAGCUGGGCACAAAGCAAGUGCCAACAGCUGAGCUCCUCCUAGAUGGAGCCAAAGCACAUCAGCUCUCUGCUGAGGGUCGAGGUGUGGCCUCCAUUGCUAACAUGUUGACCAUCACCAGGAUCCAUAAUGCCAUCUCUUCAGUCGCAAUCAUGAGAAGGAUGAUAACUAUGGCAAGAGACUAUGCCACCAAGAGGGAGGCCUUUGGGAAGCCUCUUAAGGAGCACCCCUUGCACAUGCAGACCUUGGCACGGAUGGAGGUGCAAGUCCGAGGAGCAUUCCUCCUUCUUAUGGAGAUGAGCCGACUGCUUGGGCUGGAGGAAACCAACAUGGCCACCGAGCAGGACCGGCACAUGCUCAGGUUGCUCACACCUGUUACAAAACUUUACACAGGAAAACAGGCUGUUGCUGUUGCCUCAGAAGGGCUGGAGUGUUUUGGAGGGCAAGGCUACAUGGAAGACACAGGCCUCCCAGCUGCUCUCCGAGAUGCCCAGGUGCUGACCAUUUGGGAAGGAACUACCAAUAUCCUUUCCUUGGAUGUCCUCCGCUCUCUCUUGAAAAGUCAAGGAAAAGUGCUAGAUGCAUUUUUCUCCUCUGCACAGGACAAAUUGGAGGCAGCUUUCAGCCUCUCUGACCUGAAGCCUUCUGUGCAGACAGUUCAAAGUGCUCUCCACAAGCUUGGACAGUUUAUCCAGAAAGUGGGUUCAAAGAGGGAGGCAGCAAUGCAGCUGGCAGCAAGGGACUUUGCCUACUCUCUAGCCCGGAUAUAUGGAGGAGUGCUUUUACUGGAAUAUGCCAGCAGGCCCAAUGCCUCAACUGCAGACACCAUUGCUGCUCAAAGGUGGUGUCAGCAAGACCUUUGCCCUGUAGACGAAGAAGAAAAGGCUGGCUCAUACAACACCCAAGCAGCUUUUCUUGAUCUCUCCUUAGUUUAUGAUGGAGGUCCAAUUCUGGAAGGAAAAUUGUGACAAAGAAUCAAAACAUUCCAUGCACCUGUUUGGAAUGAAAAGCAGCUGGAGGUGAAGGCAUAGUCAUGUGUAUUUGAUAAAACAAAGCCAUGAACGUAAUAGUGAUUGUGGGGGAGAAUGAAUGAGUGCAUGCCUCACAGCACUGACUAAUCUUCCUCUUUCUAGCAAAAAAAAGAAAAGUGCCUCAAAUAUUAUAAACUUUAGUUAGGUAGAAAAUUCUCUAGUUAGGUAGAACAUUUUUUUAGACAGGAAGAACCCCCCCCCCAAAACCUUCAGAAGUUUAAUCUGAUGCCCAGAGAGCAUGAUUUUUGUUUAAGUUGAUUAACCUAGUCAGGCGGCUCAAUCUUCCUGCACUCACAUCUUAAUUUUGAUACAUGGGUACAGUAAUGUAGGAGGGGCUCUGACCUUGAUAAUUUCUUAGUGUCGUACUGAGCACUUAAGAGAUAAUUAAGUCAUUCAUUUCCAAAAAAGAAGCAUUACUUCUCGUGUUGUCUGGAUGAAGUGCUGGAAAGAAUAAUAAAAAAAAAUUGCAGAUA
Molecule: messenger RNA, 2762 nt
Organism: Heteronotia binoei (common prickly gecko)
Lineage: Eukaryota; Metazoa; Chordata; Lepidosauria; Squamata; Gekkonidae
Product: acyl-CoA dehydrogenase family member 11-like
Exons: 14
Coding region: 280-2226 (648 amino acids)
Molecular function (GO): oxidoreductase activity, acting on the CH-CH group of donors
Source: RefSeq, a predicted model, not a curated record